Eucalyptus grandis is the source of this 2172-nucleotide messenger RNA. RefSeq lists its product as uncharacterized. Lineage: Eukaryota; Viridiplantae; Streptophyta; Magnoliopsida; Myrtales; Myrtaceae. The record is from RefSeq and is a predicted model, not a curated record. The transcript has a single exon. The coding region runs from base 543 to 1820 and encodes 425 amino acids.
UUCUAAAGCAAGCGCCAUUGCAUUCUGGACAAAACUCAAGCCCACCAAAGUCCAGGCAAAACUCGCACCCCCGCCGAUCACAAAUCUCUCAAAUUUCCACUAUCUCGAGAGAAUUGUUAAUUAGGCGACUGUCAAAAUCGCAACUCUGUUGUGCCCCAGAGAUUUCUGAUUUCAUUUGAAGAACCGGGAUCGAGAAGGUCGCCUCUACUUUGCUCGAACAGGGGUGUCUCCCAGAUUUUCCGCAUCCUUCUCAUCGACGUUGGUCGUAGUGAUUCUCUAAUUCUAUCGUUGCCAAGUUCCCGAAACUUGCAAGUCUGCGGCGAGAUUCAUUCCACAAUUAGAUGUGAUCGUGGGUUAGAGGAAUUGUUUUCAGUGCGUGGCCACAUCCACCACCUGUUCGAUCAUUUGUCUGAGUGAAGUGGUGGUAUGGAUGAACCCACCGAUCAAGUCUCUGUUUUGAAUGGAGUUUCUUGAAGAUUAGAUUGAGAAUCCGGCUGGUGAGUGGUCCAAGGAUCGAUAGGAGUUGUUAGAGCUAGCUCUUAAUGGCUCGCAGACAUCUGUGGAGCAGCCUCUGCUGGGGAAAGCAUCUUGACGCGCGAAGAAAUGGGUUCGUGCGCCGCAAUGUGAUGUUUUAUCAUAGCUUUGGUGAGACCCGUGGGGUGACUUUGCCCGCCAGAUGGUAUGAGAAGGCGUUUCGCAAAAUGACAAAAUUGAGCGACUGCUUGAAGGAUGUGGAUUCAGUCGACGGACGGCUCGUAAAUGUUAAAGAUGGUUCGAUUGUCAUCGAUGAUCUUAUGGAGCAUAAAGUGCGUACUUUUAAAUCGCUUGCCAGAGCUUUUAUUGGGUCUCCAUCAAUCCAGCAGACGCUGAAGAGAAGUAUUCUGGCAUCUUCAGCGGAUGCAAAGUCAACACCCCAUGUUUGUUUCGGUGAAGUGAGUGAAAGAGAGCCCAUGGUCAUAAGUUCCCUGACUAAGAUAAGCGACAUCCUUAACAUUUCUGCUCAGCAGAGGAAAUCAGUGCGUGUCGCGGUAUGCCCGCAGGUGACACGGCAACAGAUAUGGACCGCUACGCUUGAGGAGGUACUAAAUGGCUUGAAAUAUGAGUUGGAGAUUUUGAAUGGUCGAUGCCCAAGACACGCCACUAAGAUGGGUCAGCAGAUUGUUUCCGUUUGCCUGAAGUUCUUAGAAGAAAAUUUUACUUCCUUUAAUCCCGACUCCUCUUCAUGGAUGCGUGUUUCAGCAGCUGCAAAGGCUGACUCCACUGCCUCAAGAAAGUGGGAAGAUGUACUUGAGAUGUUUGAUCACCUUAUUAGAUGUAUAAAAUAUGAAGAAGAAUUGCUUCUUCAUUUAAAGAAGCUUGAGGCAAUGAAGGAAGGGCUGUCACAAAUCCGUGAUGUGGGAGUUGACAGAUGUAUUGGGUAUAAAGAUGCUCGACACCAGGAAAGUUUAGUGCACAAGAAACUUACCAAGACACUAGGAUACUCAUCCCCAUGCUUGUUUACUCUUCUUUUGUAUUAUCUCUACGGAUAUGUCAGAGACUUGGAGGUAGACCUUUCUGGCGGGAUUUGGGGACACGGUGAAGGUGAAGGUAGCAAACGUUGUUUGCACAUGGGAAGGAUUUUGGCAUCAGAUGAGGAAGAUAUCAUCUGGAAUGGGGUAAAACAUUUACAUAAGGUUCUUGGACUUUUCAAGUUUGUGUGGGAGACAGCAGGAAUGAAAGGAGUCUUGGAAUUGCAAGGCCACUUAUGGUGCAUGGGAGCUGAGGAUCGGACACUAACAUAUAAAGGAAAUCUGUAUGUUAUACACGGAAUCACGUUGUGAUUGUUUGAUCUUACCAUUUCAGUGUUUGAACUCAUUAUUUUUCUAGGCCAUUCAUACUUCUUUAUAUAUUACAAGAGACCAGAGGUAACUCCACUUUGUUGGUCGUUGAAAAGCUGACAAUUUCUCUGGCUGAGUGGGAUGCUUUGUUUUGCUUUGGGGCAGAAAUGACAGCUACAUGGAGUGGGAGAUCGGAAACUUCACCAUCAGCCACAUGGAGAGUAUCAUCAAGGAUUAUGUAAACGAUACUUAAAAUGCAUAUUUCUGGUAGAAUUUUACCCAAAAGCUCUGUCCGCCCAGCAUAAAUGCAAAUGUAAAAGAUUCUUUUCAUGGACGCGCUAAGUUUUGAGGUGUA